AUGGAAUGGCAUCGUAGGCGAUCAACAAGAAAAGUUAUCGGGAGAAUCUAUACGGUAUCACCUUCGGAGAUAGAUAAGUUUUACUUGCGACUGUUGUUAUCGCAUGUCACAGGUCCAACCAGUUGGGAAUAUCUUCUUACAAAUAAUGGCAUGACUUUCAGUACAUUCAAAAAAUCAGCCGAGGAUAGGGGAUUUCUAGAGACUGAUCAUAGUAUUCGUGAUUGUUUCGUUGAGGCUACGAGUCUCCGAAUGCCAUAUGCUUUACGAAGGUUAUUCGUGACGAUUUUAAUAUUUUGUGAACCUACUGAUGUUAGAGACCUUUGGAAUGAGUUUUUUACACAUAUGGUAGAGGAUUAUCAAACAGCUAACAAUGCUGUGGAAUUAGACUUAACUAAUAUGUUGUUGAAGGACUUGAAUGAACUCUUAAACCUGCACGGUAAAAAUAUUGAUGAUUAUGAUCUCCCAUCAUUACCCCCUAAUACAAUAGACAGAGGUGCAGUUCCAAGUAUCAUACAAGAGGAGUUAGCGAUCGAUAUCCCCAAUGAAGAUAUUGAAUCUAUUGCUAAAUUAAAUAAUGAUCAAAUGAUUGCAUUCAAUACCAUUAUGAAUGUAAUUAUUCAAAAACACAGUGGGGUAUUUUUUGUUGAUGAUCCAGGAGGAACAGGUAAAACAUUCCUUUAUAGAACAUUAAUGGCAAGUUUAAGAAGUAGAGGAGAAAUUGUCUUAGCAACUGCAUCAUCUGGUAUAGCUGCAACAUUGUUACCUAGUGGUAGGACUGCACAGUCUCGAUUUAAGAUACCUAUUGAUAUUCAACCGAGUUCCAUUUGUGGUAUUGAAAAGCAAAAGUAUCUUGCAAAUCUCAUUAGAGUUGCUGCCGCAAUAAUUUGGGAUGAAACACCAAUGACAAACAAAAAUUGUUUGGAAGCCUUAGAUCGAUCAUUACAAGACAUUUGUAGCAACAAUGCUCCAUUUGGUGGAAAAGUUCUGAUUAGGGGGGGGGAUUUUCGUCAAGUUCUUCCUGUUAUAAGAAAAGGUACUAAGGCGCAAAUGAUUUUAGCGUGUAUUGUUCAGUCUAAUUUAUGGAAUCAUACCAAGAUUUUGCAUUUGCGUCAAAAUAUGCGAUCAUUGCAUGAUCAAGAGUUUGCAGAAUUUCUUAUUCGCAUUGGUGAUGGUGUUGAACCUACCAAACCAGAUGACAUGGUGAGGUUACCUUUACAUAUUGCAAUCCCAUGGGAAGGUGAACAUUCCAUACAAGUACUUAUCCAACACAUUUUUCCUAAUUUAGAAUUGCAUGGUUGGGAUGCCCCAUAUAUGGUACAAAGAGUUAUUUUGACACCAACAAAUGAUGAUGUCCAGAAAUUGAAUGAUAUGAUUAUCGAUCAAUUUCCAGGAGAAGAACAUAAUUUGUUCUCGUUUGACGAGGUUGAAGGAGAUAAUCAUAAUUUAUACCAACAAGAAUUCUUAAACUCAAUUGCACAAGGUAGUUUGCCACCAUAUAUUCUAAAGAUAAAAAGGGUGCACCAUUGA
This is a messenger RNA of Lathyrus oleraceus (garden pea), 1527 nucleotides long. RefSeq lists its product as uncharacterized. Lineage: Eukaryota; Viridiplantae; Streptophyta; Magnoliopsida; Fabales; Fabaceae. Gene Ontology annotation, molecular function: DNA helicase activity. The transcript has a single exon. Gene Ontology annotation, biological process: DNA repair; telomere maintenance. Bases 1 to 1527 code for a protein of 508 amino acids. The record is from RefSeq and is a predicted model, not a curated record.